AUGCCAUUUUGGAAAAAAAACGGACUGGCUGAUGAGCUCUCUAUCUCUCAGGAGCCAGAUACGGCAUCGUUGUCAUCAAAAGCAACUUCUGUGUCUUCAUCUGUGCCUAAGAAAGGUCUUGUCAAGCGCCAUACUCCGUUUGAUGCUCCGGUAAAUCCCAUAAAACCACCAGUAUUCGACCUUACAGACGAUCAACUCGCCAAAUAUAAUGACGUUUUGGAAUACUUUGAGGAAUACAUAAAGGAAAAUAUUCCUGUUUCGGAUUCUUCCAACGCUGAAACACAUCCUAUACUUGAAGAAGAGAAGGCGUGGCUUACCAAGGAAUGCUUUUUGCGCUACUUGAGAGCCACCAAAUGGAAGGUUGAACCAACAAUCAAGAGAAUAAAGGAUACUAUGGUUUGGAGAAGAACUUUUGGGGUCGUUACCGUUCCUGGUCAUAGUGAUCCCAGAAAAAUUAUCACUCCGGAAUUAGUCGAAGCAGAAAACGUCACAGGCAAAAACCUUAUAGUCGGUUACGACAACGACAACAGGCCUUGUUUGUAUUUGAGAAAUGGGUACCAAAACACUUCGGCGUCUCUAAGACAGGUACAACACUUGGUAUUUAUGUUAGAAAGGGUAAUUCAGUUUAUGCCACCUGGUCAAGAUGGAUUGGCGUUGUUGAUAGACUUCAAGGCAGCUCCCGCUCACUUGAACCUUUCUUCUAAGUUUCCCUCACUUAGUAUUUCAAAGCAAGUCUUACAUAUUCUCCAAAAUCACUAUCCCGAAAGAUUGGGUCGUGGACUUUUUACAAAUAUCCCCUGGAUUGGAUACACAUUUUUCAAGUUGGUCGGUCCAUUUAUUGAUCCAUAUACUCGUCUGAAAACGAUUUAUGACCAACCCUUUGAGAACUUUGUUCCCAAAGAGCAGCUUGAUAAGGAAUUCAACGGCAUGCUCGACUUCGAAUAUAUUCAUGACGUGUAUUGGAAAGAGAUGAAUCAGAUGGCGGAAAGAAAACAGGCACUUUACAAGUCCAACUUCAGAAGGCUUGGUGGGAAAAUCGGCUUGAGUGAAUACGAUUUGAGGAGACAACAUGAGGAGUCAGAAGCAUAG
Candidozyma auris is the source of this 1089-nucleotide messenger RNA. It is a transcript of the gene PDR17, whose product is annotated as Pdr17p. The coding region runs from base 1 to 1089 and encodes 362 amino acids. The transcript has a single exon. The record is from RefSeq and is a predicted model, not a curated record. Lineage: Eukaryota; Fungi; Ascomycota; Pichiomycetes; Serinales; Metschnikowiaceae. Gene Ontology annotation, molecular function: phosphatidylinositol transfer activity.